AUGUCAUUUCCAUUCUUCUAUAGGUACUAAUAUUUGUGUUGUUGUUAAUACUAGUCAAAUGAUGUUACGUUCGCUUGAAUGUUUUUUGUACUUAACUGUCCCAACUACUUGUGAAAAUAAGUAAGAAAGUCGCAUUCAAAGAGGAGUCAUCCUCUUUUCACUAACGGGAUGAAUACAGUUCAGCACAGUCUUUCAUGAAAACAAGUACGAUGAUUUAUAUAUUUCAUUGUUAUAUAUUAAUCAUGGUCUGUGAUAUACUUCGGUACAUUGAACACGUUAGGCCGUCAUUGGAGGUGUGCUUCGAUUCCACGAUAAUCAAAUAAACCACUGAUGUGAUAAGUGAAACCCCUGCAAAUCAAUGAUACUAACGUCCAAUGGGAAGAUGAUGCUGUUCAGAGCCCUGUAAAUGCGAUGUCAAAUGGGAUGAGUAGACUAUUGUGACUGCAAGGAGUUAUCUGCAUGCAAAACGCUCAAGGUAUAGUAAUGAAGGAGCUAACACACAGAAUAAUAGCAGCACUCGGAACCUAGAAUAUACCGUAAACAUAGUGAUUAUUGGUAUCCGUGAAGUGGGAGGUCAUAGGUUAGCAGUGGUGGAAAAUGAGAAUUAAACUGUCACUCAUCAUUACCUGAGCAACCAGGAGUGAAAAACAAGAACAUUCGUUCUGGCAGUUUGAUUGAUUUUAUUGCAUCCCGUAUGGCUACAGGUGAAAUUGCCAAACUAACUGGUAUCAUUGCUCACCUUUGGAAUGUAAUCAUCAUUUAUUCUGUUACUGAACACAUUCUGAUUGGAAAGGGGCACAAUCCCAAAGCUGAUCAUUCUAUCCUGAUAAACUUUCAUCUGCGGCAGGAAAUAUUGACAACAUACAUGUUUGAUGAAAGUUCUUGCGUACAUUUGAAAUCCCUAUAGUUAGAAGGAGUCAAACAUACAUUCUGUUUGAUGUAAGACUACAUGACAUUACACACACCAAUUUUUUAUCAGUUUCAGUCAGUCAUUUUAUGUGUAAAAUCAGACUUAUUCUGUUUGUUUAAUUUCGUGAACUACGUGAAAAGUCGAAAUGGGUGGAACAUCAAAGAGUAAAAAGCCUGGAGCUGUUUCUGCAGAUGUCUGUUAUCUAAGGUACUGGAUUUUGACGAGUUUAAUGGUUCUGUUGACAAUAAUUGUUACACUGUAUGCAGCAACAGUACCGAGUCUCCGAGAACUGUGCGAAGGAAUUAAUCUACCAAUUGCACUCUUUGUACUCGGUACAAUCCCCAUGGGAGUGUUUCUUCUUGCUAAGAACGUUCAACAAGUGUUUCCACUGAAUUAUGUUCUCGUGAUACUUGCAAUUCAACAAAUACAAUAAUUCAAAGAAAGAGAUGUCUGUCCCCUCACUUUUGCCUAGCAGACUAUUUUCAUAAUUUAGUGCUGUUGUCGAAAACUCGUACAUCAGCGGGUUUGCUUUCAGUCUUCAUAUUGCUGAUUUUGGGGAACGAUUAGAUGAGCGAAAAAGCUUUCUGAUAAGAAGUGUAUGUACAGCCUAACUAAUAGAAAUC
Messenger RNA from Trichobilharzia regenti, 1533 nucleotides. The record is from the annotation of a GenBank genome assembly. Lineage: Eukaryota; Metazoa; Platyhelminthes; Trematoda; Strigeidida; Schistosomatidae.